This is a messenger RNA of Oncorhynchus mykiss (rainbow trout), 3582 nucleotides long. RefSeq names its product ALK and LTK ligand 2b. Lineage: Eukaryota; Metazoa; Chordata; Actinopteri; Salmoniformes; Salmonidae. The record is from RefSeq and is a predicted model, not a curated record. Gene Ontology annotation, molecular function: receptor tyrosine kinase binding; receptor signaling protein tyrosine kinase activator activity. Gene Ontology annotation, biological process: positive regulation of ERK5 cascade; positive regulation of ERK1 and ERK2 cascade.
AGCUUGUGUGUGUGUGUGUGUGUGUGUGUGUGUGUGUGUCCAGAACUACACAAUCCACCCUGCUCCUGUAAAUCAUAUUAAUGUCUGUGAAUUCCUGUCCUCUGGCGGACAAGAUGUGAGUGAAACGGAAAUCGAUAGGGGAGGAUCCUCGCGGGAGCAGGCUUUAUACAAUCUGUUAACCCUAGCGCUGCUCCUGUCCCAUGCGGGGACAUGGUUGAAGGACGGGAACACGUUUUUUCCCUACUAUAUUAGGGUACUAAUUUAUAAUUCUCAGCAAUAUCGAAAAAGAUCAGGAAAAGAGAAGUGAGAGGAACAUAAAAGUUUUCCAAAACGAGAGGACUGGGUGAACGGCAUAGGGCGACCGGGGCCAGGGCUCCUUGCUGAUCCGGUGUAAAUAUGACGUCUCUGUUCGGUUCUGCUCGCGCUCUGAACGUUGUUCUGAUCAAAGACAACCCGGGAUAAUAGAAAAAUACUCCAGGGACCUCAACACACACAAACACACACACACACACACACACACCACAGAGCGCGCGGCACAGCACAAACCAAUCCAGCAUGACAGCGCGAGCAGCAGCGGAGGAGCUCACCACAGACGGGCAACAGACCUCUUCAUCAGCAUGAGAUGAGGUCUAGAGACUUGUUAAUAAAGUUGUAUCGGUCAUUCAUUUAUCCAGCCACACUUCUACGGCGGCUCGGUCGGCACCUUCAGCAGAGGAGCACCAGAUAUAAAACAGAAUAAGACGCACGGUGCUGGGAACUACUGCACUUGUGAAAAGAAGACGCACGGUGCACUCCUGUCAGGGGAAAGUUGUGCGCAGCACCGGAGCUGGGGGAUACCUAUUUGGAAACGGACAGACGACGCACUGCGAGGACAACAAGCGGUGUUGUGUGUAUUGGAGUGUGUGUGUGUGUGUGUAGUUGGAGUGUGUAUUGUAGUGAGGGAGUGUGUGUGUGUGUAGUUGAAGCGCUUAAAAGGUGUUUCAUCCUGUAACACGCAGCAGCGAGAUCGGCUUCUGUUUCACCUGGAACCCGCGAGUCAACAACACAACUCAGGGUAGUGCGAGGUGACUCUGCGAGGGGGAAGGCGUGCCCCCCCCGGGGGGUAGGAGCGAUGAGCGCCCUGCGUAUCCCGGUCCUUCUGGCGCUGCUGGUCCUCCUGCUGACUGCUGGCUUCUGCAAACAGAGCUUCCUGGACGUGAGCAAAGGGGGGCAGACGGACGGACACAACCUCCUGGAGCUCAUCAUGGACAAGGUGCGUCUGACUCGGCAACAGGACGAGGUACACGUCCGUUACCCCGCCAAAAAACAGGAGUUCACCUUGGAGACCAAGGAGGGGAAUGAAGUGAACAAGUCUCACCAUGGAGAACACAUCAUAGAGGUGUUCCCCAGAGACCUGAGACAAAAAGAAAAGUUCCUCAAACACCUAACAGGUCCUCUAUUCUUUAACCCAAGGUGCAGGAAACACUUCUAUAGACUAUACCACAACACCAGAGACUGUACCAUCCCUGCCUACUAUAAGAGGUGUGCUCGUCUUCUCACCAGACUGGCAGGCAGUCAGAGGUGUACAGAGAGGUAGAAUACCCUGAACCCAUGAACGAGAGAAGUGCCUUGAAAAGCAACAGGGAAUUGAGAUUGUUGGUUACGUUCGCACCACAGACUGCCACUGUUUGCAGAGAGCUCACACAAUACUCUACUCUACAUUCUAAAUGGUGCAAAUGAAGAGACUUGUUGGACUGAAGAAAAUACAUCCUCAUAGUUCUACUGCCAAAAACCAUGACGACACAACACGUGGAUACUAGUUUGGAUACUAGUUUACGACACUUGGAUUAUAUUUUUCGUACAACAUGCCACUCUCUGGGACUGCUUCAGUGGUCAUCGACAUGCCUUCACGUUUUAAUUAGAGUUUUUAAUCAUUUUGCUUUUGGAUGACGGUUGGAGAUUGGACGGUGGUCUCUGAGCUGCGGUGGUUGUGUGUUGUGGGCAGUGGCUUCAGACUGAAAUAUAGACAGUAGUCUUGAUCUUCUCUUCAGCUACAUUCCACAAAAGUGAACUAAUCUAAUCCCUGAUGGAAUGACUGAUUGAUCGCCUGGUGAUAAUCUAAACCCUGAUGGAAUGACUGAUUGAUCGCCUGGUGAUAAUCUAAACCCUGAUGGAAUGACUGAUUGAUCGCCUGGUGAUAAUCUAAACCCUGAUGGAAUGACUGAUUGAUCGCCUGGUGAUGAUCUAAACCCUGAUGGAAUGACUGAUUGAUCGCCUGGUGACAAUCUAAACCCUGAUGGAAUGACUGAUUGAUCGCCUGGUGACAAUCUAAACCCUGAUGGAAUGACUGAUUGAUCGCCUGGUGAUAAUCUAAACCCUGAUGGAAUGACUGAUUGAUCGCCUGGUGAUAAUCUAAACCCUGAUGGAAUGACUGAUUGAUCGCCUGGUGAUAAUCUAAACCCUGAUGGAAUGACUGAUUGAUCGCCUGGUGACAAUCUAAACCCUGAUGGAAUGACUGAUUGAUCGCCUGGUGACAAUCUAAACCCUGAUGGAAUGACUGAUUGAUCGCCUGGUGAUAAUCUAAACCCUGAUGGAAUGACUGAUUGAUCGCCUGGUGAUAAUCUAAUCCCUGAUGGAAUGAUUGAUUGAUCGCCUGGUGACAAUCUAAACCCUGAUGGAAUGACUGACUGGUAGCCUGGUGGUCUGCAGCAGGACUCUCAUGCUACCUCAGCAGGUAUACUCUGCCCUACUGCAGAAAGUCAACUCUGACAUUUUGGACAUUACAGACACUGCAUGAAGACUAGUGUUGCAAAAUUCUGGUAAUUUUCCUCAAAUUCACCUCACCCAUCCAGUGUACUACUGGCUAAACCUACACAGUGUACUACUGGCUAAACCUACACAGUGUACUACUGGCUAAACCUACACAGUUUUCUUCUGGCUAAACCUACACAGUGUACUACUGGCUAAACCUACACAGUGUACUACUGGCUAAACCUACACAGUGUUCUUCUGGCUAAACCUACACAGUGUACUACUGGCUAAACAUACACAGUUUUCUUCUGGCUAAACCUACACAGUGUACUACUGGCUAAACCUACACAGUGUACUACUGGCUAAACCUACACAGUGUUCUUCUGGCUAAACCUACACAGUGUACUACUGGCUAAACAUACACAGUGUACUUCUGGCUAAACCUACUGCAUGUGGCUCUGGUGCAAAGUAGAUCACUUGCUAGAGAAUAGGGUGUAGUUUGGGCCUCGUCUCAGUUUGCAUCUUAGUCUCUGAAAUAAACCUAAAGAAGCGACCGAUCAUGGCCACCACAGCUCACACCUUGAUGGAGAAUCCAACUGUCUAAACAUGAAUGUGUCACGUCAUAUAUACACAUAUAUAUUUAUAUAUUCAACAAAUUGUCUUUUUUUUUGCACAUUGUGUGUAUAGUUACAUUCUAGUGUGUACUAUGUAAAUAUUGUAAAUACUAAAUAUAUAUGAAGUGUAUAUAUACAGUGCCAGUCAAAAGUUUGGACACACCAACUCAUUCAAGUGUUUUUCGUUAUUUUUUUUUUGCUAUUUUCUACAUUGAACAAUAAUAGUGAAGACAUCAAA